AUAGGCAGUAAAUAAGAUGGAAAUCGUCAUGGAAACAGGAAAGCUACAACACUCCUAAGACCAAACAAAAUAUAGAGUUGCUUCUUAUUUCUUAAAUGAAUGUUGAGUGUUUAGUCAACGUGUAAUCAGCAUCUGCUUUGAUUCACUCCUACUGGCACUGACCACGACUACCUGCACCUCAGAACAUCACCAGCACGAAUAAGCCAUGUCGUCCAACAAGCCGUGUUGGAUUCGCGAAGUGUAUGUCGAACUAACCGUUCGGCUCCUAGAACGCAACGGACUGAAGAUUCCUGAUCUCUCUGAGCAAUUCGUCGACGAAAUCGUGCAGAAUAUGCCAGCAAUGGACGGCUUUGUAGGCGACGGCUCAGGAUCCUCUGCUGAUGAAGAAACUGUAUGCUUCCGGUCUUUGGUAAAGCCUGAAUUUGAUCAUAAGGGAAAACAAGAAGAGAACCCUUGUGAUCCAAUUCAGCUUACCAAAUACCGGAACCAUUCAGAAGCAGCUACUACUCAAAAUGUAGACUGUGAAGAUUAUGGGGAUACGGAUGCUCGAGGUCGUCCCGCAUUUUCACCACGAAGCGGCAGCUCAUGCUCGAAGAGUGGCACUAUUGGUGGAUCAUCGUCCUCCCGUAGUGGGAGAACCGGAGAAGGAAUCAGGAAGGGUGUGGUCGACGACCCUGAGUUUGAGUUGCAUUUCCGCGUCCUCAGGAUGGCUCUGAUGGCGAGAAGCGCAGCUUUCUUACGACAGAGCAGCACUUCAACAUCGAAUUUUUCUGAGGAUUUGAAAAGACGGUGGCGAAAAUUCGUUCUCAACAAUAUUGUGGAUCAAGCGGUAUUCUUUUUCUUAUGACAUAAUGUUAUAACAUAGGGUCUCAUCAUCCUCGACCACAGUAUCCUAAGUUUUUAUGACAUCGACCUAACGCCUCUAGUUGCUUUAUGGAAGGAUGCGUAAGUACGCUACUCAUUGUCAAAUAUCAACGGCUGUGUUGUAAAAAAUGAGACUACAUCAACAGGCCGAUCCCUCGUUGUUUCCGUUCGCUAUGCGUGGGAGCAUCGAGGACGUGAUCGCGGAACGGGAGUCAGCCAUCCUCGAACUGCGAGAGUCUAUUGCGACUCUUGAAAGUGAACAAGAACCAACAUCUGUAUGUGCAUCUGGAGGCAGAGGUAGAGAACAGCGCCACUUGCAAUUGCCACCCGACGCCCAGGACCUCCUGAACGGCUUGAUACUCGACGCAGAGGCUGCGGCGCGCCAGCAGGUGUUCGCAGCGCGCUUACAGCAGGAUAGCGAGAUGUGGCACGCCUUGCGCCGACGGGAGGGACUGCCAGCAGGAGAAACGUUGCCUGAGAAAAUACGGAUCUCACGUCUUGAGAGUCUCUACCACGCUUUGCUUGUGGCGACAAUGUUUCUUCCGCAUCUAGAAGUCGACGAAAAAAAGCAAGACAUGGAACUGAAACAGCAUGCUCUCGUGCUGGGGAUGUUAUGGCAUCUUCGCUAAUAUUCUAGUAUACUUAUAUAUAAUGAUCAAGAUCAAGUUCAAGCGCAAAAAUUUUGUUGUUGCUUCGCAUUCGUCGUGUAGGCCCACAUUGUCAUCAUCCUUAUCAUCUUGAGGUUCGGUAAGCAGAGCUAGAACUAAUAGUACCAAUAAUCCUUCCUCUACGUGGCCUGCACUCUUGGUCACAGGAAGACUCUCAUCUAAGACAUACUGCGAACCUCACAGCAACCGACUCACAGCCAGGUGGCAAAGCAGGCGCCGUGGUCACCGACGAUCAUCCUGAUUCGCCUAUCAUGCGUGAAUGGCGGACGCCACGAAAGUUGGCAGUCGGAUGAAUGGACUUUUGAUUCUUUCAUUUACACUUUGCUUGUGAUUGCUGUGAGAUAAAGAUGAGCAUGAGGACGCAAAAAAAGAUAAAGAAACGCCUGCUUGAUCGACCUCCCUUAC
This is a messenger RNA of Amoebophrya sp. A25, 1937 nucleotides long. NCBI's taxonomy places the organism in Eukaryota, Dinophyceae, Syndiniales, Amoebophryaceae. The record is from the annotation of a GenBank genome assembly.